Messenger RNA from Dendrobium catenatum, 648 nucleotides. RefSeq lists its product as uncharacterized. The transcript has 2 exons. The coding region runs from base 1 to 648 and encodes 215 amino acids. Lineage: Eukaryota; Viridiplantae; Streptophyta; Magnoliopsida; Asparagales; Orchidaceae. The record is from RefSeq and is a predicted model, not a curated record.
AUGGCGAAUCCUGCUUCCUCUUCCUCGAUCCCACACCGAAGCCACUUCAGGCAUAACUAUCCUCUGUGGAGCAAUCAAAUUGUCAAGAUUCUCAAGGCAAAUGGAUUUGCUAUCUUUCUCGAUCCUAAACCAGAGACGACAGCGACGUCGGCCAAUGAAAUUGCCGAUCCAAAUCAAGAUUCUCAUCAAUGGUCGGUUAUCGACCCAAACCUGGCUGCCGCCCUGUGCUCGACGAUCUCGCCGUCGGUUCUUCCAUAUGUGACUCACCUCGACUCUACGAACGAAAUCUGGCGCACCUUGCAAAUUCGUUUCCAGUCUUCAAACAGGUCUAAUGUCAUUCUGCUCAAGAAUGAGCUUCACAACGUGUCCAUGAAAAAUCUUUCCAUGUCUCAGUACCUAAUUGAGAUCAAGAAGAUCGUAGACCAAAUUGCAUCGGCGGGAUCUACUGUGGACUCCGAAGAUGUUAUGAUCUACAUCUUGAACUGGCUUCCCCCUUCGUAUCAGCCCUUUACUGCAUCUAUCAGCACGAUGCAAACCUCUCUUACUCUCGACAAUCUCUACGUCCUCCUCAUCAGCGAGGAAAUCCACCUUAAAACUGCCACUCUGAAGUUCCCUACCAUCGAAUCAUUAUUUUCAUUUCGGAAUUAA